This is a messenger RNA of Meloidogyne enterolobii, 252 nucleotides long. The record is from the annotation of a GenBank genome assembly. Lineage: Eukaryota; Metazoa; Nematoda; Chromadorea; Rhabditida; Meloidogynidae.
AUGUUAUUAUGGAAAGGCAGAUUUUUGAAUAAAAAAAGAGCGGAUUUGGCCGUCACUUUUAUUAUUAUUCUUCUUCUUCCUCCGUUUUUUUUCUUCAUUUGGUUACUCCCCUUGCGUUUUUCUCAUUCCCAGCCUUGCCGCUAUGUUUUUUGCCUUUUUUCCCUCAGAACAACCCUUAUUUUCCCCCUCAUCAGCAUGGACAGUGACUUGAAGCAUAAGGGAAAGGGUCACAAUGAAAUAGGAAGGGGAUAG